CGGGUCACAUGGUGCGGGGGGAGGGAGCGGGGCCUGUGGGACCCGGAUCCGCCGCCAUGCCGCUGCCUGUACCCGGCUGCCCUCGGCUCGGCCCGGCCCUGGCCCUGCUCCUGCUGCUCCUGGGCCCGGCGCGGCCCAUCUCCUUCCAGCUGCCGGGCAAGGCCCGCAAGUGCCUGCGCGAGGAGAUCCACCGCGACACGCUGGUCACCGGCGAGUACGAGAUCGGGGUCCCGCCGGGGGCGGCCAGCGGCCCGUCCGCCAAUCUCAAGAUAACUGACUCAGCUGGACACAUUCUCUACUCCAAGGAGGAUGCCACUAAGGGCAAGUUCGCCUUCACCACUGAAGACUAUGAUAUGUUCGAGGCUUGCUUCGAGAGCAAGCUCCCUGUGGGAACGGGGCGGAUGCCGGACCAGCUCGUGAUCCUGGACAUGAAGCAUGGAGUGGAAGCAAAGAACUAUGAGGAGAUUGCUAAAGUGGAGAAGUUGAAGCCCCUGGAAGUGGAACUGCGGCGCCUGGAGGACCUCUCUGAGUCUAUUGUCAAUGACUUUGCUUACAUGAAAAAACGAGAGGAGGAGAUGCGGGACACCAAUGAGUCGACCAACAUCCGGGUCCUGUACUUCAGCAUCUUCUCCAUGUUCUGUCUCAUCGGACUGGCCACCUGGCAGGUCUUCUAUCUGCGUCGCUUCUUCAAGGCCAAGAAGCUGAUUGAGUAAAGGGGUAAUUCCCCUUCCCCUCCUCUCAAACCCAGCUGGACACCGCUGGGACCCAGCCAUGGCCCUCCAGAGCCAUCGCAGAUGAUACAUGCUGAGUGGAGGUUUUCUGCAGGAACUGUCCCCUAAGAGGGGAGGGGAGUAUAAGCACUGGAGACUACAAGGGGGCUUCUGACCUCCUGUUGGAUGGUGGGGGCGGGGGAGGUUGUGGUGGGUUUGGGGACUCCUGAGGCAGUGAUGAAAUAAAAUUUGUUUCUGUGACAGCUGCAGUUGGUUUUGCACGCUGUCUUUUCUCCUUUUAUAUUCUAAGCUUGGUGUCUCCCAUCUGUUUGUGACCAUUGUGUUACUCUGAGCCACUUGAACCAGCUAAGCUCAUUAGGUGCCAUGCAGCUAGAAUUUGGGGAAGGGGAAACUCCAAAGUUCUGGAACCCAACCAUAUGCAAACAGCGCUUGGUGCAAAGUGACAGGGGUUGCAGUGCUAGCAGGGAGGGGACACUGAAUUUUAGCCUCUGUCAUAGACAUUGGUGUUUCUCCCUGUGGGAGCUGGAAUCUUUGUGAUGAUGGGUCAAUGCAUUCAGGCAGAUAAGGGUUGGGUUUGGAGGAUGGGGAGCUAACAGGCUGGGCAAGAUUUUGCUGAGCUUGAAGAGAAGCCUGCCUGACUCAAACAAGCUGUUGAGAGUCAGCCCCACCCUGUCCCUAUGUGUUUGUCUUGGAUUUGCUUCUCUUUCUGAAACGAUGCAGCAGUUCCCUGAAAGCGCCUUGGUAACUGAGGGACCUUUCUGUGGAGGCAGAAGGCCUUGCUCAGAUUCAGAUUUGCAAUGCAGGCUUGGGCCCAUCUUUAGAAUGGGAGCAUGGUAGGUUGGGAACUUCGUGAGGCCCUCUUCUCAUCUGCUAGAGUUAAUGCCAAGUGUAGCUGGCUGGACCUUCAUUCCCUAUACAUGACAUGCCCUGCUUUAUGUUCUGGGGAUGUAUGGGACACCCUCCAGGCUGGCAUUCAGAGGAGCCGAGGGAGUGCAGAUGAAGUGGAGUACAGUACACAAUGGGAACACGGAUGUGCCCCUUCCGAGGGUCUCUGAGUUGACGAGCACAUGUGACAAUGGCAGAAGUGUCUUCCCUAAACUGGUGAGAGCAGCUGUGCUGUAUGUAGUGAGAGGCCCUCUGUAGUCCUACUGCCUCUAGCACAAUGUUGGAUUAAACAGGCCAGGUAGGUUCAUUUCCUGGACUUAUGCCACAAGGGUUUCUGGGCAGAAUUAUGAAAAUUCUUUCAUCUUCCCUUAGAGCAAAAAGACCAUCAGGGCCUAGCCCCUGAUCACACACCCGUCGUCCUUCCAGCCCAGAGGUCUCCCUGCCAUUCAGACAAAGCAGCGUUUGUGUUGUUUGUGUUUUCUGAAAUUAUUUUGUGAAAUGUUUUUCUAGUAUGAAUUUAUCCUUCUGCUAUUUAGAAACAAAAAAAAA
Messenger RNA from Mauremys reevesii (Reeves's turtle), 2165 nucleotides. It is a transcript of the gene TMED10, whose product is annotated as transmembrane p24 trafficking protein 10. The record is from RefSeq and is a predicted model, not a curated record. The transcript has 5 exons. Gene Ontology annotation, cellular component: Golgi apparatus; COPII-coated ER to Golgi transport vesicle; endoplasmic reticulum-Golgi intermediate compartment. Lineage: Eukaryota; Metazoa; Chordata; Testudines; Geoemydidae. Bases 9 to 713 code for a protein of 234 amino acids. Gene Ontology annotation, biological process: endoplasmic reticulum to Golgi vesicle-mediated transport; intracellular protein transport; Golgi organization.